Phytophthora nicotianae INRA-310 is the source of this 549-nucleotide messenger RNA. RefSeq lists its product as hypothetical. The transcript has a single exon. The record is from RefSeq and is a predicted model, not a curated record. Gene Ontology annotation, cellular component: extracellular region. Lineage: Eukaryota; Oomycota; Peronosporomycetes; Peronosporales; Peronosporaceae. The coding region runs from base 52 to 414 and encodes 120 amino acids.
CUACAAUUUCCAUUGGCGGCAGUAACCACCACAUCCAGCAUCUUCUUCGCCAUGAACUUCACUGCCCUGAUCGCUGUCACCGUCGCGGCCCUCAUUGGAUCUACGAACGCUGCCGUGUGCACCCCAAAACAGCAAACUGCUGCAUACAAUACGCUCGUGAGCCUUCUGUCCGAAGCCUCCUUCUCUAAGUGCUCCACAGAUUCGGGCUACUCCAUGAUCACGUCCAAGACGCUUCCGAAGCCCAAGCAGAAGAAAGCCAUGUGCGCGUCAUCGUCGUGCAAGAUCAUGAUCAAGAAGAUUAUCAAGCUCAACCCACCCAACUGCACACUGACGGUUCCCACGAGCGGCCUAAAGCUCAAUGUCUACGACAUGGCGCACGACUUCUCAUCGGACUGCAAGGCGCUUCAAAAGUAAACACCUUGACUACGAUCCCAUACCUGUCCAAGUCCACAACUUUUUUAUUAUCAGGAUACUGACUAUGGGAGAUUAGUUCUUUCGACGCGCAAAGUUCAAGAAAAAAUAUAUUUGAAGUUUAUCUCACAUUGUUCC